AUGCAGAUCAAACAAAAUCAGACUCGUAAUCCUCAUUGUCAUCUUCACAGUCGAGUACACAAAAUAUUCUUCCAUAUUAUUCAAAACGCAAACCUUACAAAUGAUCAAAAGAUUACGGAAUGUCCCACAGCUUUGGCUCAGGCACCGCCACUACCAUACCCGGCAGCUCAGGAGAGAGAACAACCUAGCAUCCGUGCCUCGAGUGUUUAUUCAGAACCAGAGAACGAGAAUUCCUCUUCAAAACGUACUGCUCCUCGUAGGAUGAGGGAGGCAGCUUCUCCAGCCACUCCUGGGCGAUGUGAACCUCGCACUCAGCCGAGAAAGCACCUAUUUCCUCGAGCCGGUGCGAUUAGAUUGCGGUUGGUUAAUGCCUUGAGAAGGGUUUGA
Molecule: messenger RNA, 387 nt
Organism: Fraxinus pennsylvanica
Lineage: Eukaryota; Viridiplantae; Streptophyta; Magnoliopsida; Lamiales; Oleaceae
Source: the annotation of a GenBank genome assembly